Molecule: messenger RNA, 1263 nt
Organism: Lachancea thermotolerans CBS 6340
Lineage: Eukaryota; Fungi; Ascomycota; Saccharomycetes; Saccharomycetales; Saccharomycetaceae
Gene: ARP6
Product: Arp6p
Exons: 1
Coding region: 1-1263 (420 amino acids)
Cellular component (GO): Swr1 complex
Molecular function (GO): nucleosome binding
Source: RefSeq, a predicted model, not a curated record
AUGGAGGAAGCACCUAUAGUGAUCGAUAAUGGAUCAUACGAAAUCAAAUUUGGCACUGCCAGCAGCAAUGAGCCGUUCACCGCUUUGAACUCUAUUGCAAAGGAUAAAUAUGGGAACUAUCACCUGUCAAACCAGGUUCGCUCGAUCAAAGACAUAUCUUCCGUGACAUUCAAUCGACCACACAAGUUGGGGCAGCUGGUUUCUUGGGAGUUAGAGAGCCAAAUCUGGGACUACUGCUUGUUCAACCCAGAUGAGUUUGACGGAUGGAGCUUAGACACGACGAAAAACAAGCACCUCAUCGCAUCAGAGUCGUGCAUGACUUUACCGGAGCUAAGCAAAAACAUGGACCAGGUUGUGUUCGAGGAGUACGAGUACGACUCACUGUUCAAGGCACCAGUACCGGUGUUCGUACCGUUUAACGCUGAAGGGGAUACCACACACAUACUAGUAGCGAAAGAGGACGCAGACGUAGUGGCUUCGGACCAUCCCAGCGAUAAUAAAGACUAUCGUGAUUAUGAACUCGUGAUUGAUUCCGGAUUCAACUGCACUUGGGUAGUGCCGGUAAUAAAAGGCGUUCCCUACUACAAGGCUGUCAAGAAGCUAGACAUCGGCGGACGUUUUCUGAACGGCUUCCUGCGAGAGGCACUGUCUUUCCGCCACUACAACGUGAUGGACGAGACCAUCCUCGUGAACAGCAUAAAAGAGAAAUGUCUCUUCAUGAGUCCGAACUCUUACUUCGACAGCUUCCAAUCACGCCUGAAAACCGCGAAAGAGUACGUGCUGCCAGAUUUUAGCACCAGCUUCCAGGGCUACCUGCGCAAGCCCGGCCAGACCCUUCCAGAAGACUCACAGACUAUCAUAUUGCAGGACGAGCUGUUUGCUGUGCCAGAAACGUUUUUUCAUCCUGAGAUCGCGUCGCUGCUAAACCCAGGAAUAAUAGAAGCCAUUUUGGAGAGUAUUUCCAUGCUGCCGGAGGCCUUGCGUCCCCUGCUCGUCGGCAACGUUGUUGUGACUGGCGGAAACUUCAACAUACCCAACUUUGCAUCGAGGCUAGCCACCGAGCUCCAGCGACAGUGUCCCACAGAUUGGUCUUGUCGAGUUUCCGUUCCGACCGGCGACGCGCGGCUCUACGGGUGGAAGUGCAUGCAAAAGUUCUCCGAGACGCAAGCGUACCGCGAGUCGCGCGUAUCUCGCGAGGAGUACUACGAGCACGGCGUGGACUGGUGCACCUCGAAGCGCUUUGGGUACCAGGCAUGGCUAUGA